This is a messenger RNA of Caenorhabditis remanei, 459 nucleotides long. RefSeq lists its product as uncharacterized. NCBI's taxonomy places the organism in Eukaryota, Metazoa, Nematoda, Chromadorea, Rhabditida, Rhabditidae. The transcript has a single exon. The record is from RefSeq and is a predicted model, not a curated record. Bases 1 to 459 code for a protein of 152 amino acids.
AUGUCAUCAUCUUCUGCUCCCUCGACUCCCAUGAAAACUGAUUGUGAAGAAUCCUGGGAAAUUCAAGGACUCAAAAUGGAUCUGGAAACUGAGAGAAAUGAGAUUCAAAAGCUCACGGAGCAAUUGAAUAACGCCGAGCUGAAAAAUUCGAUAAUCAGUCAAAAAAUGGAUAUAGUGGAAUGCGAAAAAGUGGAGAUUUACAAUGAUUUAGUGAGAAAUGAGAAUGAGAUGAAGUGUCAAGACAUGGAGAUUGACCAACUGGAAGCCUGGAUUCGUAUGGCUGAGAAAUUGUUGAAGGAGCAGAAAGAGCAGUUGGAGGAGCUCCGUGCUAUUCAGGAGAAGGAGAAGCCAUGGAACUACAAUAUGUCUUGGGGAGUUAUUCAUGAAGAAAUGAAGCAAGUCUUCAGAAUUUGUACAAUUAGGGAUUUGAAGGGCUAUAGAAAGAAUGAAAGUAACUGA